CACGCAUGCAUCUACCGAACUAGAGUCCGACACAGGACAGAUAAGAUGGACCGAGCAUUCCGCUACGGCAGCUAAUCCGAUGUAGCUUCUAUCGAACUAUCUGCUGAUACCGGCAUUUCGACUUGAGAACGAAGUCAAAAACAUUGAAGCAGUGUGGAGUGAUUGAAGAACAAAAAAGUGCAAACAAGGACAAUCCGUGACAUCCGCCUUUGAACCGGAUCUAGUCCGGUCCAGAACUAGGUGGAACGUAACAUCGAGCAGGCGACGUGGGAUAUAAAACAACGGAACAGCGUGCAGCCGUGGAGCUGUGUAGGUGACAUUGGUGCGCCCAUACAUACAGCAGCCAGAAGCAGAGGACACGUAGCCAGAAACGGUUCCGGAGAAAGGUAGUGUUUGGCGAUGCGUGUAACGAACAUACGGGGUGGCCGGAUAUUCCGGAUCGCGAUCGGGCUUGCGAUCGUGGUGCUGAUACUGUACAUGCUCGCCAGCUGGUCCGGCGUUGACCACCGGUCGGUGCAGGAUGCGUACAAUGCCCGGUUUGCGGCGCGCCGAGACGGAAGCGGCCGUGUGGAGCAGGAAGAUCAGAGCCAUCCGAAGGAGGUACCGCAGCUGGUGGAGGGGCUCGGUAACUUUGAGCCGACCGAUUUGAACCCUAAGGAGGGACCGGGCGAGGGUGGAAAGGCGUAUGUUCUGCCGGAGGAUCAGCAGAACCGGGCGACCGAUGCGGAGAUGGAGUACGGCAUGAACAUCGUCGUAUCGGAUGCGAUUUCGCUCGACCGGACAAUACGUGACACGCGGCUGGAGGAGUGCCGCCACUGGGACUAUCCGUACGAUCUGCCGAAGACGAGCGUCAUCAUCGUGUUCCACAACGAAGGUUUCAGCGUACUGAUGCGAACGGUGCACUCGGUGUUGAACCGCUCCCCCAAGCAUCUGCUGCACGAGAUCAUUCUCGUGGACGACUUCUCGGACAAGGAGGAUUUGCGUGGCAAACUGGAGCAGUACAUCGAGCGCUUCGGCAGCAUGGUGAAGCUGAUACGGAACAGCGAGCGCGAGGGUCUCAUCCGGACGCGAUCGCGAGGUGCCAAGGAGGCAACGGGCGAGGUGAUCGUGUACCUCGACGCGCACUGCGAGGUCAACACGAACUGGCUACCGCCACUUCUGGCACCGAUUCAUCGCGAUCGGACCGUGAUGACGGUGCCGAUCAUCGAUGGCAUCGACCACAAGACGUUCGAGUACAGGCCGGUGUACGCGGACGGACACCACUACCGGGGCAUCUUCGAGUGGGGCAUGCUGUACAAGGAGAACGAGGUGCCGCGACGCGAGCAGAAGCGCCGCAAGCACGACAGCGAACCGUAUCGCAGUCCGACUCACGCCGGCGGACUGUUUGCAAUCAACCGGAAGUUCUUCCUCGACCUGGGCGCGUAUGAUUCCGGCCUGCUCGUCUGGGGCGGGGAGAACUUUGAGCUGAGCUUCAAGAUUUGGCAGUGCGGUGGCAGCAUCGAGUGGGUGCCGUGUUCGCGCGUCGGCCACGUCUAUCGUGGCUUCAUGCCGUACAACUUUGGCAAGCUGGCGAGCAAAAAGAAGGGUCCGCUGAUUACCAUCAACUACAAGCGCGUGAUCGAGACGUGGUUCGAUGAGCAGUACAAGGAGUACUUCUAUACGCGCGAGCCGCUCGCGCGCUUCCUCGACAUGGGCGACAUCAGCGAGCAGCUGGCACUCAAGGAACGGCUACAGUGCAAGAGCUUCCGCUGGUACAUGGACAACGUGGCGUACGACGUGCUGGACAAGUACCCGAUGCUCCCCGCGAACGUCAAGUGGGGUGAGCUGCGUAACGUCGGGAUGGAAAAGUGUGUCGAUGCACUGGGGCGACAGCCGCCGGCAAACAUCGGGCUGCAACCGUGCCACGGGCAGGGCCACAACCAGCUGCUCAGGUUGAACGGUGCGGGUCAGCUCGGCGUCGGCGAGCGCUGUAUCGAAUCGUACAACGCCGAAAUCAAGCUGUCCUUCUGCCGGCUCGGCACCGUCGACGGCCCGUGGCAGUACGACGAGCAAUCCGGUACGCUGCUCCAUCGAACGUACAAGAAGUGCAUGGGCUACCAGCCGCAGACGCGCCAGCUCGCGCUAAUGCCGUGCGAUAUCAACAAUGCCUAUCAGUCGUGGAAGUUCCAGGAGAUACAGCCGCACUGGUAACUGACGGCGUACACAGGACCGAUUCACGCGGGUGUCUUGCAAUACACACAAAACGAAGCUAACUAAUCAUCCACCACCAGUCGAUUCCUCAACCCGAUGGCACCGUUUGAAGCCACCAAUCCAAAUUACUAUUUGAGAAGUCAUCGGAUUUGAACGCGGGGAAGUGCAAAAACAACACACGGGAACAGUGGAUAACUGCACAAGCUCUUCCAUCGUCGAUCGAUCUCUUCCUUUGCGAAGCAACUUGGGCUUACGUAGCGGUACACGAGUUCGGUUAUUUUAUAGUUUGUAGUUCGGUAUAGCGGAUGCUGCGGUUGAAACAACCAUCAUCGUAUCAUCAAUAUUAGUGAUAGGCAUAUUGCGUGGAGUACUUGAAUGGACGUGCUUGCCUAAUGCACACAUUUUUUUUUUUCAUUUUCUACCAUAUUUCCAAGCUAACCUAUUAUUAUUACCUUGACUACUUCCAUCGGUUCUCAAUUAGCAAGAGUUGAUUUGGCAGAGAAGCGUGUGUCCCCCCC
Messenger RNA from Anopheles coustani, 2708 nucleotides. RefSeq names its product N-acetylgalactosaminyltransferase 7 (gene Pgant7). NCBI's taxonomy places the organism in Eukaryota, Metazoa, Arthropoda, Insecta, Diptera, Culicidae. The record is from RefSeq and is a predicted model, not a curated record. The transcript is spliced from 2 exons. Gene Ontology annotation, cellular component: Golgi apparatus. Bases 400 to 2190 code for a protein of 596 amino acids.